CAGCACGUCCGAACCCGAGUCGCGCAGUGCGUCCGGCGCUUGUUGCUGGAGUCGACGAGGUAGUCUCCCCAGGCAGACGUAGACAAUUAUUUCAACCUUCGUGCCUCAGGAUAUCCUUGUCUGAGGCGUGGGGACCGUCGCCGGGUGCAGAUGCGCGUGUGUGGCGGGGGCGGUGUGACCGCCGACGAGGACGGCAUCAGUCACAUCUUGGUCACAUCCUCGUCCGCUCCCCGACAGAGCUCACUGGCCCGCCACCUGCACGCCGAACCACCUACCGCGUCUCAUGCAUACCCACCCUCUGGCAGGUCGUGCACCACCGUUCCCCUGAAGGUCAUACGCGUCACCGUCCCGUGUUCCUGCAGUCCGCCCACGUACACACAGAGACCUCCUCGGCGCGACUCGAGAAAAAGCUCCAUGUUUGAAAUACCGUUGUUGCAUUCUGGACCCUAUUUUCCGGUUCUGGCCGCUGUCGUGCUCCACGCCCGCCUAUCCUCUCCUCUCCACCUCCAGUCUGCUCAUACGGUCUGCCAUCCCAUAAGAGCGCUUCAGUGUAGUCGCAAACUUCGGGGGAAAUUGACGUACUUGGAGGCUUGUAGGGCAACGAGAGUCGUUCCGGCUCCUACGUAUACUGCGAGCCAGCCUACCAUACAUGUAUCCCAAGAUUGCAAUCACAUCUACCGUCACAACACCAGGAGGCACGAGGUUCGUUUGUCACCCCGGCUGGAGGCGUGAUACUGACGGACACGGUUGCUUGAUGAAUGAAUCACUGCGUAUCUCAGGACUAGCUACGCACGGAAGGUCUGCUACGUACCUCUGAUGACGCUCGAUUCUCGCCCCCACUACUCCCCCGUCUCAGGCGACGGGCUGGUGCUGGCACACCGGGAC
Molecule: messenger RNA, 885 nt
Organism: Fomitopsis serialis
Lineage: Eukaryota; Fungi; Basidiomycota; Agaricomycetes; Polyporales; Fomitopsidaceae
Exons: 5
Coding region: 151-732 (193 amino acids)
Source: RefSeq, a predicted model, not a curated record